CUGCGCCGCCGUUGUUGCAAAAGGGGCGCGGGCUUUUUAUUGUUACCGUCAUUGCAUCAACCUUUCAGCGGCUGCAUGAACGAGGCUCUAUUGAUCAGUCCGCGAUUGCGUGGGGGCAUCGUCAUCUGAGAGGAAGCGGCGAAUCAGGGAUGAAGAAACAGUGUUUCACCUGAACCUUUGGCACUCGAACGCACCACCUGCGAAACAGACUUCCGACCAAAUGCAAUAAAAUAAACCGACAGAUCUGAUCUGUUAUUACCUAGUCCCACUCUAGCAAGUUGUCAUCGCGUUCAUUGUCUUCAUAUGGCUUUAAUUAGCGGGACCGAAUCAGGAGAAUAGGGGUGAUAUAACACAGCCGGUCCAAGCCAUGGCAGUGAGGAUAUCGGAGCCGCUCUGUCAGCCCUGCGGUUACCAUGAAGCUUUUAAAGUGGAGUUACAGGUGAAGAGACCUCUGAUGCCUGUCCAGCUGAGUCCUGAGCAGGUGGGCCUGGAGAUGCUGUGUCUCUGUGGGCAGCUGGACCUCCUCAUCAGGUCACAGAUGCAGCAGGUAGAUUUCCAGGAGCAGUUAGGACAAGGGUGUAGCCCAGAGGAAUCAGACACAUUCCAGGCUCAAGGAUCUGAGAUUCUUGACCAGAUGCUGCAGUGCCUUGAACAUCUACCAAAGCCUAUGCCACAGUUAGAGGACUACCUGGACAUGGUGGGACUGUCAGCAAUGUUUCCUCGAGUUGAGGUGUUCCUUAUUCAAGGUAGUCCUGUUGACAUGCUGGAAAGGCCACCAAUGGAUGAAUACUACUUCCACAUUGCCAAACUGAACCAGCUCCUUGUGCUGAGUCAACAGCUAGAAGAGGAUAUCAGGCACCUUGGAAGUCAUAAGUACAUUGCCCACCAGCUCUCAGUUAUAUAUGUAAGAGUGAUGAACUAUAACCACCCUCUUUUUAGGAUUUUGUUUUAUUCCACAAAAAAUUGCUUUGUGCUAUUUAAUGUCUCUGUUUUACAGCAAGUCCUCAGCUCUUUCAGGGGAAUUCAGGUCUUCUCAGAAAUAAAGAAGGAUAUUGAGGCCAACUUCAAACAGAUGAAACAGUCUCUGGUGGUAGAGGAAGGCUCAAGGCACGAGCCUCAGCUGGCUGUUCAUUAUAUCAACUGGAUAUUAGAAAUAACUCAAAGCUUAACAUCGAUGGUGCUGUCACUGCCAGACGAGCUGACAGAUGACGUUCACCAGGCCGUGACCUUCGUGUCUCAGUUCCUGUCCUGACUCACGCUGAGGAACGCCUCUGUAACUAUGAAUCCUUCUCCAGGGCUCUCCUGCUUCAAAAGCAACUGAUUAUGUUACGACCAUUAAAAGGUGCUACACAAUACGAUUCUACAGAAUAAUAGUGGGGUUGAAUAGCCCACCUGUUUAAAACCACAUAGGUUUUUUGUACAUCGUCUUUUGGAGUGCAGCCCUUAUUAGUCCCUGUGCUGAAUCGGUUGGUUGGAGCUGAAUGUAAGCUUAUUGAAUCCCAUCUUGCACUAAUGUUACAUUUUUUAAAACCUAAAGCAGAAUAAUAA
This is a messenger RNA of Pelmatolapia mariae (spotted tilapia), 1548 nucleotides long. RefSeq lists its product as uncharacterized. The record is from RefSeq and is a predicted model, not a curated record. Bases 368 to 1252 code for a protein of 294 amino acids. Lineage: Eukaryota; Metazoa; Chordata; Actinopteri; Cichliformes; Cichlidae. The transcript is spliced from 7 exons.